Molecule: messenger RNA, 474 nt
Organism: Trichomonas vaginalis G3
Lineage: Eukaryota; Parabasalia; Trichomonadida; Trichomonadidae
Product: MULE transposase domain-containing protein
Exons: 1
Source: RefSeq, a predicted model, not a curated record
UUGGCUCAGAACGAGAUUUCUCCAUAUGGUUCCAUAGAAUCGAGUUCAUUGUUCGAAAAUAUUCCAGUUCAUGAUGCAGAUAUACUCAAAUCGAUCGAUCUAACAGAUAAAGAUACAAUGAUCACUAAGUUUAUUAAUGAAAAAAGAGAAAAAAUUAUGGCAUUAUUUAAUGAAACAUUAAAUCAUCCAGAUUUUAAUUCAUCCACUCCAAUUCAAACUAAUUUUGAGCAAGCCGAUACAAAUCAAGGUUCAGAUGCUCCAAUUCGCUCCGAAAAUUCAAAUAUUGCAGACUCUACAGAUUUAGAACCAGAAAAUCAAAACCAUCCUUCUACAAAUCAAAUGUCUAGUAAUCUAGAACAUAAGCUGGACCUUCUUGAUCAUAUUGAAAAACAAUUAUCGAAAAUGCGCUCGUUAUUGGGAAUUCUUCCUACUACAAAAUGCUAUUGUUGGGCCGUCAAAACAAGUUUCAGUUAA